This is a messenger RNA of Octodon degus (degu), 1008 nucleotides long. It is a transcript of the gene CUNHXorf65, whose product is annotated as chromosome unknown CXorf65 homolog. The record is from RefSeq and is a predicted model, not a curated record. NCBI's taxonomy places the organism in Eukaryota, Metazoa, Chordata, Mammalia, Rodentia, Octodontidae. Bases 460 to 999 code for a protein of 179 amino acids. The transcript has 6 exons.
AAGUAGAGUCAUGUUGUAGAAGUUAUAGUACUACAAAUUAACUAAAAAGGAGGAUUGUUCUGGAAACUUGCUUUUCUUCAGUAAGUUUCUGCUGCCGUUCCAGGUCCAGUUUAGUUUUGCACUUACACCUCCCCCAUGCCAUCCCCAACAAAUCUUUUCAAGACCCCACCCAAGUUCUUCUCUCUUCAGCCUUACUCCACCUUCUGCUACAAAUACCCCUUCUGACCUCACAAUCCCUCACCUGGGCCUCAGGCCCCACCCAAGUUGCUGGUUAUCCACAACUGCCAGUAGCUUUCUCCCAUCUGCCCAGUCUGAGCCUUCUCAGGUUGUGAGAUCUAGCUGCCCCUCCAGGCUGUUAAUGCUACGGGCCCACUCGGCCUCCUCCCAGGACCUCUAGAACACCCUCCUUCCAUGAAACUCAACAGGGCACGCUCUGAAGAGUGAGAUGAUCUUGAGAGCAUGUUUGCAUUCAUCAAACAUGGAGAUAACCAGGAGUUUCUGGUUAAUCUCAAUUGCCCUGUCCGCCUGUUGAUGCAUUACAUCCGUCGUAAAGUGGGCUUGCGUAGACGAGGCAUCAUCGAUUUGUGUGAUGAAUCGGGGACACUGAAGAUGUUUUUCAUCACGAAGACCCGUGGAGAAUAUGCCACCAAAUUCCUUACAGUUCGAAACACCUACUAUGUUUGUAAGGUGCAGCGUGGGGCACCAGGAACAAGAAUUGAGAAUUCCUACAGAGCUAUUGUGCCCAUCCUGAAGAAUCCAGACCCCGAAAUGGUUGAUGCUCUUCGUGCACAAUGUGAGACCUUAGAGAGAAACCGAGUGAAGGCACUGAAAAUCAUAGAAGCCAAGAGGGUCGCUGUAAUUGAAUCCACUCUGAACCUCUCAUCCAAAUCUGGAAAAUCAGACGACCACUCCCACUCCCACUCCCAGUCCCACACGACUCCUCCUCGAAAGGGCCACAACAGGGGCAAAGUGGAUUUUCACCCCCGGAGACAUCGCUAACUCAAUAAA